UGUGUCAGUGAGAGGACAGAAGAGCUCACAUCAGUUCAGCUUCAACAUCAACCAUGUUCUCUGUAGCUCUGAUACUGCUGCUGGCAGCUGGAUCCUGUGUGUACAGUAUUGAUCUCAUCCAGCCAGAGUCAAAGGUUGUGCAGCCUGGACAGUCUUUGACCAUCACCUAUCAGGUCUCUGGUUAUUUUCUGACUAGUAGCAGCUAUGGAACAGGUUGGAUCAGACAGCGUGAAGGAAAACCAAUGGACUGGAUUUUCCAUCAGUGGGGUGGAAGCGGUAGCAGCUUUUGGCAAAAUGAUGCUCUGAAGAACAAGUUCAGCUACAACAGAGACAUGUCUGCUGGAACAGUGACUAUAACAGGACAGAAUCUGCAGCCUGAGGACACAGCUGUUUAUUACUGUGUACGUUAUACUAGUGGCUGGGGUUACGGCUACUUUGACUACUGGGGGAAAGGGACACAAGUCACAGUAACCUCUGUCACUUCAAAUGGACCAACUGUGUUUCCUCUGACGGCAUGUGGUUCUGGGACUGGAGACAUGAUCACUCUUGGCUGCCUUGCCACCGACUUCACACCCUCCUCACUGACUUUCGCAUGGACCAAAGCUGGGACUGCCUUGACGGAGUUCAUUCAGUACCCUUCAGUACAGAAAGGCGACCUCUAUACGGGAGUCAGUCAAAUCCAAGUGAGGAGACAGGACUGGGAUGCAAGGCAGACUUGGCAGUGUGCUGUGACACAUGUUGCGGGAAAUGCAGGUCCAGUUGACUUCACAAAGCCAAAGGUGAUUUGUCAGUUGCCAACUCUCAAAGUGUUGGCCUCCUCUGAAGAGGAGAACGAGGUUUCCUUCUCCUGCUUUGCCAAAGAUUUUUCACCAAAAGAUUAUGAGAUCAAAUGGCUGAAAGAUGGAGUGGAAAUCACCGACAAAAUAUAUGAGAUCAAAACACCUAUUGAUGAAAAACAGUUUGACAAUGGAACUAAGCUGUACAGUGCAUCAAGUUUUCUAACAAUGAAGUCCUCUAAAGUUCCUCCAAAGACUAAACUUACAUGCAGGUUUAAAGGGAAAAAUGAGAUAUGUGAUGGGUUCAUUAAUUCAACUCUGACCUACGGGUGUGAAUGGAAGUGAGUAAAUUUCUAAGUUUAUCUUAAAAUUUUUAUG
Lates calcarifer (barramundi perch) is the source of this 1154-nucleotide messenger RNA. RefSeq names its product Ig heavy chain Mem5. The transcript is spliced from 6 exons. Gene Ontology annotation, biological process: defense response to bacterium; phagocytosis, engulfment; phagocytosis, recognition. Lineage: Eukaryota; Metazoa; Chordata; Actinopteri; Centropomidae. Gene Ontology annotation, cellular component: immunoglobulin complex, circulating; external side of plasma membrane; blood microparticle. The record is from RefSeq and is a predicted model, not a curated record. The coding region runs from base 54 to 1121 and encodes 355 amino acids. Gene Ontology annotation, molecular function: immunoglobulin receptor binding; antigen binding.